GCGAAGAGAAAAAACAUUCUGUCUGUUAGCAUCCAAUUGCCUUUGAAGAGCUGGGAAGAGAGCAAUUCACACUGGAUUAUCCCCCAUCAGAUAAGUGAGCAGCCGCCCGGUUGAGGCCAGUCUGGAGACGGUCUUCCCGUCUGGCUGCUGUCUGGGAGGCCAUGCUUCCCUCCCUGCGCGUCCUGGCUCUCAGCUUCCUGGUAACCCUGACCUUGGGCCAGACUUUCCAAUUUCCACGCUAUGUCUUCCUUCAAUUCCUGGGCUUAGACAAGGUGCCUUCACCCCAGAAGCUCCAACCCGUGCCUUCUAUCUUAAAGAAAGUUCUCCAGGACCGAGAGGUGGCAGCAGCGACCGGGGCGUCCCCAGAUCUCUGCUACGUGAGGGAACUGGGCGUCCGUGGGAACGUGCUUCGGCUUCUCCCAGACCAAGGCUUCUUUCUGUAUCCGAAGAAACGUCCCCAUGCUUCCUCUUGUCUACAGAAGGUCCUCUACUUUAACCUGUCUGCCAUCAAAGAACAGGGACAGGUAACGAUGGCCCGGCUGAGCCUGGACUUGGGGCCCAGUUCUUACAGCCACCUGGGACCAGAACUGGAAUUGGCUCUGUCCCUGGUUCAGGAGCCUCGUGGAUGGGGCCGCUCCACGCCCAGGCCAGGGAAGGUGCUUGCCCUGCAGUCAGUCCCGUGGCCACAAGGGGUCCUGAACUUCAACCUGCUGGAGGUGGCUGCGGACUGGACUCGCAACCCCCAGAAGAACUCGGGUUUGUUCCUGGAGAUACUGGUCAAAGAAGACAGAGACUCUCGGGAGUCUUCUCAGCUUGAGGACCCCUGUGCCAGACUGAGACGGUCCCUGCACGCGUCCCUGCUGCUGGUGACCCUCGACCCCGAGCAGUGCCGCCCUUCCUGGAAAAGGAGGGCAGCCGUCCCUGCUCCCCAGGCAUCUUGCAAGCACCUCUGUCACCGCCACCAGCUGUUCAUCAACUUCCGGGACCGGGGUUGGCACAAGUGGAUCAUCGACCCCAAGGGCUUCAUGGCCAACUACUGCCACGGGGACUGCCCGUUCUCCCUGACCACCUCUCUCAACAGCUCCAACUACGCUUUCCUGCAGGCGCUGAUGCACGCGGCCGACCCAGACGUGCCCCAGGCUGUCUGCAUCCCCACCAGGCUGUCCCCCAUCUCCAUGCUCUACCAGGACAACGAUGACAACGUCAUCCUCCGGCACUAUGAGGACAUGGUGGUUGAUGAAUGUGGGUGUGGGUAGGGUGUCAGAAACAGAGAGGAGGCGUGUGCUUAGGGUCAGUCUCCUAAUAAAAGAACCUGU
Molecule: messenger RNA, 1316 nt
Organism: Tupaia belangeri chinensis (Chinese tree shrew)
Lineage: Eukaryota; Metazoa; Chordata; Mammalia; Scandentia; Tupaiidae
Gene: GDF3
Product: growth differentiation factor 3
Exons: 2
Coding region: 162-1256 (364 amino acids)
Cellular component (GO): extracellular region
Molecular function (GO): growth factor activity; cytokine activity
Source: RefSeq, a predicted model, not a curated record